This is a messenger RNA of Astrephomene gubernaculifera, 2062 nucleotides long. NCBI's taxonomy places the organism in Eukaryota, Viridiplantae, Chlorophyta, Chlorophyceae, Chlamydomonadales, Astrephomenaceae. The record is from the annotation of a GenBank genome assembly.
GGACAAGCCCACAAGCUACCGUGAGCGCCUUGCUGUACGGUUUCGUAGACCGACACAGCUACAAGCCAUGCCAGUUAUCGAAGGAAAGCUUUCUUCCUGCAUAAACUAUUUAGUUUGAUAUAACAGUACAUGGCUGGUUGCCGGUAUUGCAAUCUGGGUUGUGACUUCGCCGCUUGCCUACAUUGUAGAUAAACGACCAUGCCUUGCCGCUCGUGAUCAGUAUUUAUUUGUAAGAUGAAGGGCCUGAGGAAUUUCUGGGUAUUCGCAGUAGUAUUCCUAGUGACUGUGGGCAUUUUAAACUUCGUUGAACAUACACAGCAAUCACGCCCGGACAGUGUUCAGCAUGAUAUUCAUCUCCAGACGACUUCAGAAGCAAGUGGGCAGUUAGUACUUGGCCGGGCCGGCGGCCCCCGGAAACCUGCCAAGCAACAGCAUAGAGCGGACCUGGAGGAUGAACGGUAUCCGUUUCGGCCGAUCGAGGAUGUCAAAAUAAGUGUACAAACGGGUCACUUCUUUGGCGGUGAUUUUGAGGGGUUGGAGCCCAACUGCACCAUCGGCAAGACAGUCAUCAACUGUCGCUAUGGAUCUUCCGUCGAUCCCCACACUGCUGACGCGCUCUGGUACCAUAUUCCCUCAAUGGGAGGUGCAUCUAGCGUGCAAAAAUAUCACCCGAAGCAGCUAACUAUUGCCAUGAGCAUGGAGUCUUCGGAGUAUUAUCCCGCACUCGACAACAAAGACUUCAUGCGGGUUUUUGACAUCGAGACGACAUACCGGUCAUGCUCCCAGGUCCCUAUUUUCUACUUUGACUAUAACCCAAAUCAGCUCUCGAAGAUCAUGAAGCCUGCAAAACCUUUUGAGGAGAAGAAAACAGCGUUGGUUUACGUCAACAGCAACUGCGGCGCUAAGAGCGGCAGAUCGGAUAUCAUGCGCCAGGUCUUGGGCUUGAACCACCCCACCAUACCCACACACAGCUAUGGCAACUGCGAUCGGAACAUGGAGGUGAACGGCCACUUCGACAAGGUGGAGCUCAUCAGCGGCUACAAGUUCUGUGUGGCCAUGGAGAACUCCAUCACCAAGGACUACAUCACGGAGAAGCUAUGGCAGGCGCUGGAGGCGGGCUGCGUGCCCGUGUACAUGGGGCCGCACAACAUCGCGGAGUUCCUGCCUGACCCGGAGGCCAUCAUUGACUACAACAAGCUGGGCUCACCCGAGGCGCUCAUGAAGGAGCUGGAGCGGCUAGCAUCCGACAAGGCGGCGUACGAGGCGAAGCUGUCUUGGAAGAGCCGCCGGUUGGAGCAGCAGUCGGCGGACUUCCAAGCCAAGGUGGUGGGCUCAGCUGAGCGGCAGCCGCACACGCGGUGCCAGCUGUGCCGGGUGGUGCUGAAGAACCGCUACCGCCCGCAGAACUUCACGACGUGCCUGUGGAACGAGACGUGGACGCGGGAUUACCACGUGAAGGCAUAGGGACGCGGAUUGAGAGGUCGAGAGGCUUAGUAGAUAGCGUGUUAGCAUUUUUGGACGUUAGCAAAUAUGGCGUGCGCUGGUGUUAUUAUACGACGUGAAAGGAUGCCGUGUGAACUUGAUACUUGCGUGCCUGGCCGUGAUGCCUCGGGCUUGCUUGUUAUGUGGGCAAAGGCAACGUUGUGGGUCGAUCACGUUGUGGGUCGUGAUCAGUACGACGUGAGCUUUAGACGAACGAUCUCAAGCAUAUGGCUAUAAGCGUGCGCUGCGGAGGUUUGUGUUAAGCGUAUGUUCCCUAGGGAGCGUGCAUUCAUGAGGUAGCGGUAGGCCGUUAGGAUUGUACAGAAGGUACAGAUAUCAUCACAUGAUGUUACAUGAUGUUUGCCUAUGCUUCCCUGCAUUGCUUUGCAUGUAUGAUGCCAACAACCAGUGGUCAACAACCUAGCCGCUGUCUCCCAACUUGCAACUGGCAAGCAGAGCGACGUUGGGACUGAUGUCUAACUGACUCGGCCGAAAUGCCGUAUGACAUGCAUGCAUGGCCGCAUGCAGGACACACCGCAUUGAAACGACGGCUUGCAAGGAAACCGUGUACAUCGUCCCA